AUGAGAAAAUCGGAAGAAAUUCAAGAAACUCAAUUAUCGAUGGAUACUUCUUCCGAGAUGGGAAUCUUAAAAUCCUGUUAUGAAAAUUCAUUUGAUAAUGAAUUGUUCAGUAGUCCACUCCCACCUUAUCAAUUGACCUUAGAAAUCGAUGAACUUAUUUCACCACCUAAAAAUUCUCGUAAAGCCAAAAAAUUUCUAAAAAAUCCUCAUACUUCGUCACCUCCAAGACCUCAGAAUGCCUUUGUCUUAUUUCGUCGCGAUUUUUACGCAAAGCUAAGAAUUGAAGGAAUUAAAAUGAAAAAUGGAGAUAUCUCUCGUUUAGCAUCCGAAGAAUGGCAUAAACAACCGAAAGAAGUUCUUCGUUACUUUGAAAUUCUUGAACAAUUGGCGAAAGAUAAACACAAUGAAAUGUAUCCGGAUUACAAAUAUUCCCCCCAAAAAAAUAAUGGAAAGAAAUCAAAAUCAAAAAUUGCACGCCAAAAAAUUAUGAAUUUUGAACAAUCUCCAGAAAGUUACAACGAAAUGAGUGAUGUGACAUCAGAAGAACUGGAAAAAAACUUGGAAACUCCUAUAAUUGAAAAUAUUAAUGUCUCUGAUCCUACUUUUUCGGAAUCUACAAAUCUUGAUUUUCUAUUAUAUUCCGAAUAUGAGAUAAUAAAUAAUUUUGAGCAAGAAUAUGAGAUGAUAAAUAAUUUCGAUCAGCUAGAGAUCGAUCAAACUUUCGAACAAAUUGAUCAAACCUUCGAACCGGAGAUCGAUCAAACUUUCGAGCUGGAGAUCGAUCAAACUUUCGAGCUGGAGAUCGAUCAACCUUUCGAGCUGGAGAUCGAUCAACCUUUCGAACUGGAGAUCGAUCAAACUUUUGUUCAAGAACUUUAUAAAACUUUUGAUCAGGAAAUUGAUCACACCUCCUAUCAAGAAAUCUUCGAUACAUAUUUAUUUAUAUCUGAAUCUUAA
Cetraspora pellucida is the source of this 957-nucleotide messenger RNA. The record is from the annotation of a GenBank genome assembly. Lineage: Eukaryota; Fungi; Glomeromycota; Glomeromycetes; Diversisporales; Gigasporaceae.